UGCAAGCGUAGUCAGGCAGGCCGGGUCAAUAACAAUCGGGCAGGUAGGUACAGGGGGUCAGGCAGAGAAUGGUCGGGGUCACAAGCCAGUGAUCAAACAGGAGAAGUCAGCAGAGGUCAGGAUCAGGCAGGGUCGGCAACGAGAACAGGAACAGGAAUGCAGGUAACAAGAUACAGGGGCCCAUGGAAAAACACACACCAAGGCACAGACUGCAGGUCUGGCCAUCCCUUAAAUACACCUGCAAUCAGCCUCAGGUGUUUGUCUCUGAUUGCUGAGAGCACCCGCUGGCCAGCCCUGGUACUGCAGCCCACAAGGCAGGUGAGUCCCACCAUUAUUGGCAAGUCCAUUCCUGACAAU
Messenger RNA from Staurois parvus, 357 nucleotides. NCBI's taxonomy places the organism in Eukaryota, Metazoa, Chordata, Amphibia, Anura, Ranidae. The record is from the annotation of a GenBank genome assembly.